GAGCGUGUUUCGCCAGUAAUCACUCGACUUUGCGAGCGCUCGGAUAACGUCCAAAACUUCCGUCGCGUCCACACAUUUCUUAUUACUGAAAAAGUGAUUGAUCGAGAACAGGAAUAAACUCGAAAUGGAGUUCCUGAGCUUCAAUGUCGACAGCAAGAAACUCACUUUGGAAAAAUCCUCGAUUCCAAAACCUGCGGCGAAAGAUGUUUUGAUCAAAGUUUCUUACGCAGGCGUUUGCGGUACUGAUAUUCACAUACUCGAGGGCUCUUUCCCUUGCAAGAAAACAGGCCAGCUGACUCUUGGCCACGAAUUUUCCGGUAUAAUUCAAGAAAUCGGUAGCGAAGUUACGCAUUUAAAGGUCGGCCAAAAAGUCGCUGUGGAUCCUAAUUGCGGCUGCAACAAGUGCGACUAUUGCCACAGAGGAAAAUACCAUUUUUGUGAAAACGGCGGUAUCAACAGCACCGUCGGAAUAUUCCGGGAUGGAGGAUGGGCCACGCAUGCAGUCGUUCCUGACAAUCAGGUUUACGUGAUACCGGAAGGGCUAGGAAUGGAACAGGCAGCUCUGACCGAACCCUUGUCUUGCAUCGCUCAUGGCUGGGACACGAUAAAUCCGGUGGCCGUGGGCACGAAGACUCUCGUGAUAGGUGCCGGAAUAAUCGGUCUUUUGUGGUCGUGCAUCUUACAUCUACACGGACUCAGGAAAUCCGUGGUUAUCAGUGAGCCACAAGAAAAACGAAGAAUGGAGGUGAAAAAAUUAGAUUUAGAUUACGAAGUCAAGAGUCCAACUCAGUUGAAGGGAGAGACGUUCGAUCUUGCUGUGGAUUGCAGUGGAUCAGGUCCGGCGAUGGAGGCUGCAGUUCCACUUCUACGUCGAGGUGGUCGUCUCUGUGUAUUUGGCGUGGCGAAUCCCAACGCGACGUUGACUCUCAAACCGUUUGAGAUUUAUAUGAAGGAACUAACGGUUAUGGGGGUGAAUAUAAAUCCUUUCACGUUCCCAAAAGGUUUGGCCCUCGUCCAAGCGAUGGCCGAUCGUUAUCUCAACUACGAAAAGUUGGGAAUCCGAGUUUACAAACUGUCACAGCACAGAGAAGCCUUGGAAGCCCUGAAAAAUGGCGAAGCGAGCAAAGUCGUUUUCAAGAUGUGAAAACCUCGGUGGGGCAUUGGUUGUUUCAUCACAUUUCCCAAUGACAUCAUAAUUUUCAUGAGUUUCAAAAAUUAAAACGCUCGGCGAAGAGCUCAUCACUCAACGUCGGAUUAUUUUCGUGGCAUUCGAGCUAAUCGCCUAAUUAUCUAAGAGCCUCACUAGGUAAAUAAAUCAUUCGUGACGUCACAUCGAUUCGCAUGAAUGUUUUAACGAAUAACGGGAAACGAAGACCUCACGCCCAGACGUCACUCGACGUGAAAAAAUAUCAAUGUAACUUACAAAAAAUAUGAAUAGCUUUGUGAAUAAACACGAUUUCAAAGUGUGGUUAUCAGCCGA
Messenger RNA from Venturia canescens, 1480 nucleotides. RefSeq names its product D-arabinitol dehydrogenase 1-like. NCBI's taxonomy places the organism in Eukaryota, Metazoa, Arthropoda, Insecta, Hymenoptera, Ichneumonidae. The record is from RefSeq and is a predicted model, not a curated record. Bases 125 to 1144 code for a protein of 339 amino acids. The transcript is spliced from 5 exons. Gene Ontology annotation, molecular function: zinc ion binding; oxidoreductase activity.